Molecule: messenger RNA, 4287 nt
Organism: Drosophila ananassae
Lineage: Eukaryota; Metazoa; Arthropoda; Insecta; Diptera; Drosophilidae
Product: type II inositol 3,4-bisphosphate 4-phosphatase
Exons: 9
Coding region: 169-3978 (1269 amino acids)
Cellular component (GO): cytoplasm
Molecular function (GO): phosphatidylinositol-3,4-bisphosphate 4-phosphatase activity
Source: RefSeq, a predicted model, not a curated record
CGCCAGCUGAGCAAACUGCAGGAAAAAUAACAACAUAGCAGAAAACAGAGAGAGAGAAAGAGGAAGAGUAACGAGGUCGAAGGAGCAGAAAGAGGAGGAGGCUGGAGGCUGCAGGAGUAGGCGCAGGAGCAGGAGCAAGAGCAGGCCACCAACGCCACCACCAUCGCCAUGCGCUUUAACAAGUCCGAGCUGAACUCUCUGGCCAGCAACCCAGCGACAAGGUUCGACAAGGAGGGCCUGCUCAUCGUCAUCGACCGUCAGGAGGGAUUCCUGUGGCGCAGCGAAGUCAGAGUUGAACGGUGGUGUAAACUGCGUGGCAAUUUACUGUUCUACCUCAAGGACAAGGACCCCAAAUCCCCAGUGGCCGGCGUCCUGGUACUGGAGAACUGUCGCGUCCGCAUCCAAAAUAGGGAGGCCGAUCCCGAGGGCUACGUCUUCGACAUUGAUUUCAAGGACAGCCCCUCAGAGCAGCUCAUCAGCUAUUCGGCCGCUGAGCGAGUGGCCUGGGCGCAGUGCAUCGAGAAGGCCUCCAGUUACAAUCUGGACUUGCUAAUCCGCCAUUUGAAGGAACAAAUUCGAAAGUCGCAGGUGCCAGGCGGAGUGGCGAACAGCAUGGGCAACCACAUCGAUCUGGGCAUGCCCAUGAUGCUGCCCAUUGAGGCGGCGCCAGUGCAGCAACAGACCUCAAGGCAGUGCCAGCAGCCGGCGGAGGAGGCGCCCAUUGAAGAUAUCGAUCUCUCCGAACUGCCCAUCUGCGAGACAGCGCUCUCCUGCGACAGCCUGCCCUCGGACGCUCUCGGCCGCCUGCCCACUCCGCAGGUGAUCUGCUCCUUCCUGCCGCCUGGCAGCGGCGAGGAUGCGGGUCUCUGGCGGGAGCAUGCCCGCACUGAGCUGCAGGAACGUACGCGAACACCCCAAUUCCUCUGCACCAUGCGUUUCCAGCGCAGCGGAGGCUUCUCCUCCAGCACCCGGUUGCGCUUCAGUGUGAUGGACGUCCGGGAGCGGCUGACACAGACGUCGUUGCCGCUAGGCUAUGCCGAGGUGUCACUCGGCGCCAUCCAGGACACUUCGUGGCUGCACCUGCCGCUGACCUCGCCGCGUGGAGAGUGCGGGUUCAUAACGCUGACCACCUGGUCGCCGGAUGCCGCUGUGGAGCCUGGUCAGACGGGCAAUGGACCGCCGCGGUCCAGCACCCAGUUCUUUGAUGCUGCGGGAGGCGGUGGAGCAGCUGGAGCUGGAAACUUGGCGGCUGCAGGAACAGGAGUGCCAGGCCGACGAGCCCAUCGACGCACCCAGUCACUGCCCCCGAAGCUGGGAGUCAAGCUCUUCGUGCCUCAGCAGUGCGGCCUGCAGAGGGUGUGCGUGAAUCCCCGCCUGCACACCUACCGCCUCCACUCAUCCAUGGGCGCCGACAUCAGCGUUCAGGAGACCCUGCUGGAAUCCAGGCUGUGCUGCCUCCUGCCCCAACAACUGCUGUCCAUCUGGAUCCAGCGCGAGAAGGAGCUGCUGCAGGAGAUCUCGGGCAUGGGCGAGCUGAGCGGCGAGUGGCGCUGGCGCCAGAUGAACCUGCUGGAGGAGCACCUCCGUCUGCUGAAGGACUACUCCCAGGCCAAGCAGAACAUCCAGCAACUGGCCCGGGAUGGGGUCUCGUUCAAGCGAUCGACGGCCAAGGCGGAGGAGGCCCUGGAGUUUCUGCCGGUGAAUCUGCACGUCCAAAGGAUGUGGGCCCAGAACGACACAAUGCAGCGACGCGGUCUCCUCGACGUUGUCACCGUGGGAGCCUUCACGCGCUACGAUUCCAAGGCCCGCAAAUGCGGUGGCCUGAUCAAGCUCCUCCAGGAAAGCAAGUCGUGGAAGCAGGAGCAGAGCAACGCCUUCAAGGUCCAGGCGGCCAACGACGCCGUCCAGGCCACCAAGCAGCUGCGCAAGGAGAUCGUGGAGCUGAUGUCCCAGCUCCUCCAGUUGGCCAGCCGGCGGAGUGCCAAGGACAUGAUGCCGCUGUGCAACCAGAUGGUGGCCCGCACCCGAUCCCUGCUCAACAUCUGGGAGCCGAGCAUUGUGGAGGAGGCGGUGGCCUUCAUUGAGCGCCAUCGAAUCAUCGAGGAGCCGGAGAACGUGAUGAUGGAGCCGAUGUCACCGUUUCGGAAGAUCACGCAGCAACUGACGGCCCUGGAACUGAAGUCCCCGGAGCUGGAAGACUUCGCCACGCCGGUGGUGGCGCCGCCGGAUCUCUGGCCGCGGGCGCAACCGCCACUGAUGCGCUCCAACAGCUGGCAUCCGAGCAACAACUCGCCCUCCAGUUCCCUGGACAUCCGGGCCAUUGAUUCGCUGCAGCAUGUGGUCAAGUGCUACAACGAUCACCUGCGCAGCCUGGAGCAGAGCGGCAGCCCGGAGGAUCUUGAAGCGGAGGCCACAUAUCAAUCGCUGCCCCUGGCCUGGCAGCCCACUGCCACCACCUCCUCCGCAGCUCCGGCGCAGGCACCGUUGCAGCUAAUCGACCUGGACGAGAUCAACAGGGAGCGAUGCGAUCGACUGCAGCAGCCGGCCGCCGGUUUCCUGGACACCAAGUUGAUGAGCUCCUCGCCGUCGGCCAACUACUACGGGCCGACCGAGGAGCCGGAGCCGCUGGAUCUCACCCAGCUGAACAUCGAGGCCAGUGUCAUGUGCCUGGUCAGCAAGCUGAAGUUCUUCUGCGGCCGCUGCGACAGUCCAGCCAUCCGGCUGCGCCAUCCCAAGGUCCCCGCCAAGCGCGAGGGAUUCGCCGUGGUGCCCCAGCAAGCGCCGGAUGUGAUUGGAGCGGCGGCGGCGGAGCCAGUGCCUAAAUUCAAGUUGGACUUGCAGUUGCCAGCAGGAGGCGGAGGAGAGGCAGGAUCAGGAGCAGAGCAGCCUGUGAAGAAGGGGAAUAAGUUCACCGACGGCUUGGAUCUCUCGCUGACCACCGACUGGGCGGCGGAGCUGCGCCCGAGCAUGCGGAAGCUGCGACAUGCCAUGGACCGCCUACUGAAGACCGCCCGGCUGAUGCACUCCGUCCAGCGGCUGCAGCAGGAUGUGCGGUGCAACCAGCGACAGGCGAGCAUCAUGUACCGCAGGGAUGUCUGCUUCUCACAGGCGCUAACGGCGCUGGUCAGCUCCCUGAUGCUCCGACUGUGGGGCAGUGAGCUGGACAUGGGCUACCUGGUAAUGCUCCGUGACCUGGGCCCCCUGGCCUACUUCGAGGGCCUGCUGACGCUCUACGGCGACGAGGCCGACAUGUGGAGCGACAUGUGCAUCGCUAUCGAGGAUCUCUCGGCGGUUAACUUCCAGCUGGUACGCGCCCAGGGUGAGGCUGCGCUGGCGCCCACGCCCCGGAUCACCGGCUCGCGCCAGGCCCUGGAGGUGCAGCUCCCGGUGCCGGAGCACUCGCUCCCCGGCAACGGCACUUCCAUCUCCUUCAAGAUCACACCCGUCUUCUUCAAUAUCGGCAUCAACGAGAAGGCCAGCUUUGCGGAGACCCUGGGCCAGACCCGAGAACAGCACCGGUCCAACUGGGACAACUACCUGCGGCUGAGCCAGUACUUUGGCCGAUACCGCAAGCUGGGCCUGGGCUCCGUGGACACCGGGGAGUCACUGCAGUCGCUUCUGAAGUUCAUGGAGGAUCAGCUGCGGGAGAACGUCUCCAAGAAUGUAAAGAUCCUGCACCUGGCGGAGGACGCCUGCCGGCUGAUGGACGGACUGCGGUUCACGUCCUGCAAAAGUGCCAAAGAUCGGACGGGCAUGGCCGUAACCCUGGAGCAGUGCCGGGUGUUGGUGCGGGAAUUCCAGCUGCCGGCGAAGCAUGUGCCCAAUGUGCUGAGCACCAUGAGGAGUCAGGGCACUCGAAUGGACAAUGUUCUCAAGAAUAUUGGCAAGCGGAAGUACGCUUUUAAUCGCACCCAGGCCUCGUUCCUCCCGGAGAUGUACAGGCCGCCGGUGGGCAAUUACGGCAAGGCGCAAACCUAAGGACUCUUCCAGGCUAACAAAUCGUAACUGUGCCAAAAACCAAAACAAAACACAAAAACGAAGCUAACCAAUUCUUGCGAAGAGCAAGCAAAAAACAAACAGAAAGGUUUAGAAAACGAAACUAAUUAAAUUAGCACACAUUGAUGGAUAUUUCUCUGGGCAACUGUUAACGCAUCACAGGAUUCCAAUUCCGUAACCACUAUUCUACAUUUAAUCCAAGUAGUUUUGUAGCUUUGCAGACAAGAGGCAACUGUGUACUUCAACACGACACUCAUGUACUUCCAGUGAAUUAUAAUUAAAACAAAUCAA